Molecule: messenger RNA, 1379 nt
Organism: Athene cunicularia (burrowing owl)
Lineage: Eukaryota; Metazoa; Chordata; Aves; Strigiformes; Strigidae
Gene: DPH1
Product: diphthamide biosynthesis 1
Exons: 11
Coding region: 18-1379 (453 amino acids)
Biological process (GO): protein histidyl modification to diphthamide
Molecular function (GO): 2-(3-amino-3-carboxypropyl)histidine synthase activity
Source: RefSeq, a predicted model, not a curated record
UCACGUGCUCCAGAGCCAUGGCGGCCUCCGUGAGGGGCGGGAGCGCGGUCCCGGUGCCCGCCGCAGCCCGAGGCCCUGCACGGCGAGCAGCGCAGCAGAUCCCCGAGGAGAUCCUCGGUAACACAGAGCUGCGGGAGGCGGCGGAGGCCCUGCCCCGAAACUACAACUUUGAAAUCCCCAAGACCAUCUGGCGGAUUCGGCAGGCUCAAGCCAAGAAGGUGGCCCUGCAGAUGCCGGAAGGGCUCCUCAUGUUUGCCUGCACCAUCGCAGACAUCGUUGAGCGGUUCACGGAUGCGGAGGCGGUGGUGAUGGGCGAUGUGACCUACGGUGCAUGCUGCGUGGACGACUACACGGCCCGGGCCCUGGGCGCUGACUUCUUGGUGCACUACGGACACAGCUGCCUGAUUCCCAUUGACGCCACGCAGGGGCUGAAGAUGCUCUAUGUGUUCGUGGACAUAAAGAUCGACACGUCCCAUUUCCUUGAGACCAUUCGCUUCAACUUCACAGCGGGCACUUCCCUGGCCCUCGUCAGCACCAUCCAGUUCGUCUCCACGGUGCAGGCAGCGUCACAGGAGCUGUGCUCCCAGUACAAGGUGUGCGUGCCCCAGUGCAAACCACUGUCCCCAGGGGAGAUCCUGGGCUGCACGUCGCCCCGGCUUGUCCAGGACACAGACGCCAUCGUGUAUUUGGGUGAUGGGCGCUUCCACCUGGAGUCCAUCAUGAUUGCCAACCCGGGGAUACCUGCCUACAGGUACGAUCCCUACAGCAAGGUCUUCUCCCAGGAGCACUACAGCCAUAAGCACAUGCGCCACGCUCGGCAGGACGCCAUCCGCACUGCCACCGGCGCCCGCUGCUGGGGGCUCAUCUUGGGCACGUUGGGUCGCCAGGGCUCCCCCGGCAUCUUGCAGCACCUGGAGUCACGUCUCCGUGCCCUGGGCCGGCCCUUCGUGCGGGUGCUGCUGUCCGAGAUCUUCCCCAGCAAGCUGCGGCUCUUCCCUGACGUGGAUGCGUGGGUGCAGGUAGCCUGUCCCCGCCUCUCCAUCGACUGGGGAGAAGCCUUCAGCAAGCCAUUGCUGACACCCUACGAGGUGAGCACCCAUCUCCCAUUUUGGGGGGACCAGCCCUGGCUUGAGGCGAUGCGCCAGAGCUGCGAGCCACCAGGAUGGCGACGUCCCCUCCUCUCGUCCUCUGUGCACGCCUACAAACCCGAAGAGCCACUAACUCGUGACUCGAGCUCUCUGCAACCAAGCAAACCAAGCAAGAGGCUGGCGAUCCGGCACGGGCUCACCCAAAGCUUCCCUCGCCAGCGGGGCUCGCCAGCUCCGCUCUGGCACUGCCCAAAGGCUGGUGGGAUCCUCGACGGCCCAGCCUCCACAUGA